AUGUCCUCCAGUUCUUCGAUUAACUCUUCUUCUAAUCAAAUCCUUCCGGAAGAUCACCGCGAAUCCUCGGAGCCGAGCUCUUCCUCUUCAAACCCUCAUCUAUCGAAUUCGUCUCAGGGAGAAAGCAAUCCCCCACAACUAGUUCGCAAGAACUCUAGGUCUGUUGAUGCGAGCAGCAGCCGUGCUAGACCUCGAGUCGAAGCUACCGAGCAAUUGGUGACAGAAACUCGCGAGACAGAAGCUCGUGCUGGACCGAACGCUGGUGGUAUCGACCACGAGAUCGAGGAGGUCGAGGAACCUGAAGGAGAGAAUCAGGAAGAGAAUGCCACUGAAGCAGAAGUUGCCGAGGACAACCUCGAAGCAGUGAACCAUGCUUCACCACCGCUUCCAAAGCGAAGGGUCGUUCGCCCCAACAACGUGCCAUCUUCUUCCGUUACUCCGGGUGCUGUUCAGGCCAUGCUCGAAGAAAAUGGGCUCUCGGACCUAAUUGUUUUUAUAAUUUCAGAAGCUGGAGAUCGGCUGUGGGACGUGCCCGAAGGCUUCCUCUGCAUCUACUUGACCUAUUUCACGCAGUGCGGGCUCUCGCUUCCUAUCCCCUCUCGUCUCCUUGGAUACUGCAAUCGGUGUGGUGUAGCUCUCACACAGGUGAUGCCAGCCUCGAUAACGAACUACGUAGGAUUCGUUACCUUGUGCGAUGAGCUCGGUGAGAUCCCCUCCAGUCGACUGUUUGAGGAUCUCUUCUCGGUCAACAUCCACAAGUCUAAGGAAUGGUUCUUCGCAGCGAACGCCAAACCGAGGAAGAACAUCGUGUCUGGGGUCAAGCCCAGUUGUCAUCUCCCAAGUCUUCUUCUCAAUUCCGGACUAACUUCCGAAUUUGAAGCCGCUUUCAGUGAGGCCGGUAAACGCCGUUGGCCCGAAGUUUGGGAAGAAAUCCUUCAACGUCGAGCUAAGAAAGCAGGUUCCGUUCAAGAACCAAAGCCGGUGAAACGAAAAGUUCGAGCUAAUAAGCCCCGGGCUGCUCCAAGACGAAAGGCGCCUAAAUCGCGAGCCAAACGAACUCAGACCGCCAGGAUGCUUUCGCUAGACGAGAUCCCAACCUUGUUUGAUGAAGAAGAGCCAAACUUUGCAGAUCCGACUCAUGUCCCUGCCACCGAAGGGACCAACGAGCAGCCUGAAGAGUUGCCGCCUGCUGCGAACUCGCCUAACCAAGCCGGUCAGAAGAAGCCGAAGAAGAAGAAGUCUUCGAAGAAGACUAAGAGGAUUGAAGAUUCUUCUCGGGCACAGGAUGCAUCUGCUGAGCUCGACCCGCCAACAACUGUGGCGUCGGACCUCGCUCUUCCUCAAGAUCGAGCUGAGGCUUCUCAUUCUCGGAAGAGACAUGCCGAAGGUUCUCCGGAGCCCGAGCCGGCUAAGAGGGCUAAAGUCUGUUUCGACUACGAUGAGGAGACUCCUUUCGAGGAGAACGUUGAUGCUUGCGCCGAUCUUUACCACAAGAUCUCUUCUGACGUCCCAAGUCUCCCGGCGACCUCCGAGCUCCGGUUCCCUAACUUGUACAAGGGGAUUGCUCGCACAACUGCCGUGCUCGCCAGCCAGACCAACACUCUGGAAAGGGUCUCCAAAGCGGAAGAGCGCCUUGCCACCGAGCUCCAAAUCAAUGACACUCUCCACUCUUCGGUUGAUCUGCUGAAGCAAGAGAGUGCAGAGCUGAAGGCGGUGAGAAAAGAGCUGACCGAGGCUCGAAACAUGCUUGCUCAGGAGUUCGAGAAGGAUCGGGAGCGGCUACGUGCCUUGGUGACCCACUGGAAGGGUCGAGCUAGGAGCGUUCACGCACAAGCUUGCGAACGUUUGGAGAAGGUGAUCCGCAGCUUGGACGACGCCGAUCGAGCCCGCAAGCCCUACUUGGUGGUCAAUCAACUCACUAGAGUUCUCGGCUUCAUUAAGCAGCUGAAAAAGAAAGGUUUGUACGAGGUCCCGCCAGAGAUGGUUGCCAACAUCGAGGCGAAGCAUGCUAAGGCGUUAGAAGACUUUCGUUCAAUCGAUGCUUGUGUUCUCACCGAGGAGGAUAAGCGGAUGUCUCCGUUCGUGGAAGAAGAUGAUAUUCCGGUCGUGGCUGUGACCCAGAGCGCGCAAGAUCCUGCGAGGGGCGAGCAAUUCGGUUCAAACAAGGAUAUGAUCAACGUCGAUCAAGCUGCUACUUCAAAGUCUGCUUAG
Molecule: messenger RNA, 2211 nt
Organism: Eutrema salsugineum
Lineage: Eukaryota; Viridiplantae; Streptophyta; Magnoliopsida; Brassicales; Brassicaceae
Exons: 5
Coding region: 1-2211 (736 amino acids)
Source: RefSeq, a predicted model, not a curated record